This is a messenger RNA of Zygosaccharomyces rouxii, 915 nucleotides long. RefSeq lists its product as uncharacterized. Bases 1 to 915 code for a protein of 304 amino acids. The record is from RefSeq and is a predicted model, not a curated record. The transcript has a single exon. Gene Ontology annotation, cellular component: ascospore wall; prospore membrane; lipid droplet. NCBI's taxonomy places the organism in Eukaryota, Fungi, Ascomycota, Saccharomycetes, Saccharomycetales, Saccharomycetaceae.
AUGGCUGAUACUACUACUGUCAUCCAACCUGCUGGACAACCAAAGAACAAUGCAUUUAAACGCAUUAUUGAUUUUUAUACUCUAGAAGCUCAUUAUACCAAAGAUUGUAUAAUCCUUGUACUUUCGAAUUUUACAAGUGACUUAUUCACCAAUAUUGGUAUUGUGAUUUACCCAUUCUUGGGGGUGUUAGAGCUGGUGAGACAUGGGGAUUACUACUACUUCCUCAUGUCGUUUCUAGUCACAUAUUUGGUCGAGCUGGUAUGUGUGGCAUUUCUUUAUUUCGUAUUCCUAUUCCCCUUCACAGUAGCCGCUUACGGUAUAUUGGGACCCAUGGGAUUUCCAUUAGCCAUAAUACAUGGCAUUCAAUUCAGUAAUCUGGUGGCUUGCCAUGAAGUGAGACGGGAUAAAGUGCGAGGUGGCCUCAAUCUACUAAGACUUAUAUUUACAAGGCAUAAGAUGUCGUCAGUACUGUUGACACCAGAUACAAUACAUCCGAGACCUGAAGAUCACGCAAUACCAUGGAUCCACUAUGUGACAACUAUUGAAUUUUGGGGUGGGGCCCUUCCUUCAAUGACGGUACAGUACUUGAUAGCGUUAGGCAUCUUUAUGGUCUGGUAUAUGGUUUCACUGAUCCCGAUCGUCGGUGUAUUACUGCUGAAGUUCCAUACAAGUCCUCAUAGAGGAUUCGACUACGUCUUACCGUUUUAUAAGGACGUUAGGCAAUACGAUAAGCGUGCCUUGACCAGAAUAUACUACGGUGGUUAUGCAAGAUGGCUUCUACUUGGUGCAAGUACUGGUAUACUAGAGAGUAUCCCGAUAUUAGCAGGAGUUGCAGUAUGCACCAAUCUGAUCGGAUGUACUCUGUGGGAGAUUAGCAUGGUAAGAGAUCAUCAAGCUAAAAAGAAACCUAUCUGA